This is a messenger RNA of Solanum tuberosum (potato), 1288 nucleotides long. Its product is annotated as protein SENSITIVITY TO RED LIGHT REDUCED 1-like. Lineage: Eukaryota; Viridiplantae; Streptophyta; Magnoliopsida; Solanales; Solanaceae. The record is from RefSeq and is a predicted model, not a curated record. Gene Ontology annotation, cellular component: cytoplasm; nucleus. The transcript has 5 exons.
AUGUCUCGCUAUGCUCCUGAAAUGGUUGCGCACAUGAGGAGUAGAAUGAGCUUGUUUGUUGCUGUAUUGUCUCGUAUAUCGAGUAAGUGUCGUGAGGGCCAGACAGGUUGCUUCAAGUGUGGACAAGAGGGCCAUUUCUUGAAAGAAUACCCAAAGAACAGGCAAGGUAGUGGAAAUCAGAGCAAUAGAGCCCAAUCUUCACCAGUUGCUCCCCUAGAGAGAGCUGCACCUAGAGGAGCUACUUCAAGUAUGGGCGGAGGAACAAACCGUCUCUAUGCAAUCACCAGUCGUCAAGAGCAAAAGAACUCUCCAGAUAUUGUUACUGAGCCAAGGCAGAGGAAAGGGGGUAAGAACAAUAGGUCUCAGUCUAUUGCUCCAACAGCACUAAAAGGUCAGCCAACUCAAUAUGUUGCUUCUUCUGGUACAGGUGGGGGUCAGUGCCAGAACAGGUUGUUUGCUCACCAGGACCAGGCAGAUUCUCCUGAUUUGGUCACUGAUGGUCAUCAAGAUAUUGAGACCAAUCCAGAGAGAGAAUCUAAAUUGAUGCAGAAGAUACAAACCUGCAUUAGGAAACUCGAGAGCUCUUCCUUCUGGUUGACAUUUUUGGAUCAGUUACAAACCCCUGAAAUAGUUGAUAGGUUUCUAAAAGUUAUGGGCUCAGAAGGAAAGAUGCAGAUGGUAAUAUAUGGAAUUGGUAGCAUAGAAUCGUAUGAGCCUCCUAGAUUACAGCUUAGUCUUGCAAUCUUAAUGAAAAGAAUGUUUAGUUGGAUUGGGGAGGUAGAGGUAUUUGAUCCAUUGAUCUCUCUGGCAGAAUCUAGGGUGCUGACAUCUCUCGGUUGUUCUGUCCUAACAGUUAAUGAACAGGGUCGAUGAUAAGAUUUAAGACCUACGAUGUUCUUCAUGCCACAUUGUUAUGUUGAACUAUAUGAGAAUCUUCUAGAGGCAAAUUGGAGGCAUGAUCUAUUGAGUAAUAUGACACUGUUUGGAAACAGUUUUGAGGCGUAUGAGCAACACGUGUCAGAGUGCAAAAACCUUAGACUUGCUGAUUCUAGGAAGAAUAUCCUAGCAAUCAGGCAGUUUGUAAAAGAGCUUCCCAUUGAUUCUAGGAAGCAUAUCGUAGCAAUCAGGCAGUUUGUAAAAGAGCGUUCCAUUGAUCCUUUUUCAGUUGAUCUAUUUCGUGCCUUCCAUGGUUCAAGUUGACAUUUUUUUCGACAUUGAUCCUCAUUUAGAUUUAUGUGAUGCUAAACCAUGAACUCUUGUUUUCUGGAUUGUACUCUUCAUUGGAACU